Messenger RNA from Linum tenue, 864 nucleotides. The record is from the annotation of a GenBank genome assembly. NCBI's taxonomy places the organism in Eukaryota, Viridiplantae, Streptophyta, Magnoliopsida, Malpighiales, Linaceae.
AUGAAGAAGAUGGUCGGCAAUGGAGGGCAACAUGAUGUAGGGAUGAAGGAGAAGGUAUGCGGAUGGGUGCCGGAAGGUUUCAUGAGUGUAAACACUAGCUUGGGAGCUGGUAAGGCUUUCUUGAAGUCGAUCCAUCAUCAGUAUAUAGAAUGGGGUGUUGACUUCAUUAAACAUGAUUGUGUCUUCGGGAGUGACUUGAGUGUGGAUGAGAUCACCAUUGUAUCCCAGAUGAUGAAAGAGGCUGAUCAUCCCAUUACAUAUUCUCUUUCUCCUGGGACCUCGGCGACACCAUCUAUGGCCAAGCAGGUCAGCGGAUUGGCCAACAUGUACCGAAUAACCACCGACGAUUGGGACAGUUGGAGAGAUGUAGCAUCCCAUUUGAACAUCACAAGGAACUUUGCUGAUGCUGAGAUGAUUGGUGGCUCUGGCUUGCUUGGCAAGUCAUGGCCUGACUUGGACAUGUUGCCCUUGGGAUGGCUUACCGAUCUAGAGAAACUCGCUUUUGACUACAUUGCAUCUAGGCUCACUCUAGAUGAGCAGAGGACUCAGGUUCAUCUUGCUAGUGGCGACGAAACCAGAGCAUGGAUCGCGAGCGGAAGAGCAGAUGAGAUAUACCUAGCUUUCUUCAACCUUAACAACACACGGGCGAUGGUGUCAACAGUUAUGUCGGACAUAGCCACAGCUCUUCCAUGGAAGAGGGCGGUGCGAUCAUGUCGAGGAAAAGAAGUUUGGAGCAGGAGAAAUAUGGGUGUUAUGAAUCACACGUUGUCUAUGGCAGUGGAAGCUCAUGGCUCUGCUCAUUUUGUUCUUAAUUGUAGCUUAAAAGUGGGAAUUUACAUGCAAAGUUUAUCAUUACAAUCCUAA